This is a messenger RNA of Chrysochloris asiatica (Cape golden mole), 1416 nucleotides long. It is a transcript of the gene TRAIP, whose product is annotated as TRAF interacting protein. The record is from RefSeq and is a predicted model, not a curated record. Lineage: Eukaryota; Metazoa; Chordata; Mammalia; Afrosoricida; Chrysochloridae. The transcript is spliced from 15 exons. Bases 1 to 1416 code for a protein of 471 amino acids.
AUGCCUAUCCGUGCGCUGUGCACCAUCUGCUCCGACUUCUUCGACCACUCCCGCGACGUGGCCGCUAUCCAUUGCGGUCACACCUUUCAUCUGCACUGCCUGAUUCAGUGGUUCGAGACAGCACCAAGUCGGACUUGUCCACAAUGCCGAAUCCAGGUUGGCAAAAGAACAAUUAUCAAUAAGCUCUUCUUUGACCUUGCCCAGGAGGAGGAGAAUGUCUUGGAUGCAGAAUUUUUAAAGAAUGAACUGGACAAUAUCAGAGCCCAGCUUUCUCAGAAAGAAAAGGAGAAGCGAGACACCCAGGCUAUCAUUGACACUCUGCGGGACUCUCUGGAAGAGCGCAACGCCACUGUAGAGUCUCUACAGCAGUCCUUAGACAAGGCUGAGAUGCUGUGCUCCACCCUCAAGAAGCAGAUGAAGUACCUGGAGCAGCAGCAGGAUGAGACCAAACAAGCACGGGAGGAGGCCCGCCGACUCAGGAGCAAGAUGAAGACCAUGGAACGAAUUGAGCUUCUACUCCAGAGCCAGCGGCCCGAGGUGGAGGAGAUGAUCCGAGACAUGGGUGUAGGACAAUCAGCGGUGGAGCAGUUGGCUGUGUACUGCGUGUCCCUCAAGAAAGAGUACGAGAACCUAAAAGAGGCACGGAAGGCUUCAGGAGAGCUGGCUGAGAAGCUGAGGAAGGACUUAUUUUCUUCCAGAAGCAAGUUGCAGUCAGUCUACUGCGAACUGGACCAGGCCAAGUUAGAGCUGAAGUCAGCCCAGAAGGACUUACAUAGCGCCGACAAAGAAAUUACAAGCCUGAAAAAGAAGCUAACAAUGUUGCAGGAAACCCUGAAUCUGCCACCAGUGGACAGUGAGACUGUUAAUCGCCUGGUCUUAGAAAGUCCAGCUCCUGUGGAGAUGUUAAACCUGAAGCUUCGCCGGCCAGCCUUCAGCGAUGACAUUGACCUCAAUGCCACCUUUGAUGUGGAGACCCCACCAGCCCGGUCCUCUGGUUCCCAGCAUGGACUUGCUAAGAAGCUCUGUUUGGAGAAGGCACGCUUUUCUGUUGAGGACAUCCCCAAGAAGAUGCCUAAAGGCCCUAAGCAGGAUUGCCAGCUCUCACUGGGUGGCCAGCGCUGUACAGGAGACAUAGAUGAGGAACUGGCUGGUGCUUUCCCUGUCUUCAUCCGGAAUGCCAUCCUGGGCCACAAACAGCCCAAGAAGACCAGGACAGAGUCCUAUUGCAGAACAGAUGCAGUAAGGACAGGAUUCGAUGGACUCGGAGGCAGGACAAAGUUCAUUCAACCUACUGACUCAACUGUGAUCCACCCGCUGCCUGUAAAGACCAAGACCAAGACUAAGACUAAGCAAAGAAUGGGGGUGAGAACACUACCCUCUUCCUCCCAGGCCAAGCUGGACACCUUCCUGAGGUAG